AUGUCAUUCCAGGAACGGGCAACCAGUGAGCAAUCAUGAGUGGACGAGGCAAAGGCGGCAAGGGGCUUGGUAAAGGAGGCGCCAAGCGUCACCGUAAAGUUCUACGUGACAACAUCCAGGGUAUAACUAAGCCCGCCAUCCGUCGUCUGGCUCGCCGUGGUGGAGUCAAGCGCAUCUCUGGUCUCAUCUACGAGGAGACUCGCGGCGUGUUGAAGGUUUUCCUGGAGAACGUGAUCCGUGACGCAGUCACUUACACCGAACACGCCAAGAGGAAGACUGUGACCGCCAUGGAUGUGGUCUACGCCUUGAAGAGGCAGGGACGUACUCUGUAUGGCUUCGGAAGUUAAACUGGACCCAACGAUAACCACCAAAGGCUCUUUUAAGAGCCACACACUCUGCUAUGAGCUACUUCCUAGUGUGAAAAGUGGUAUGAAGCUAGGCAUUGAAUCGUUACUGCUAUAAAAUUAUAUAUUUUUUUUAAAUAUU
This is a messenger RNA of Betta splendens (Siamese fighting fish), 486 nucleotides long. RefSeq names its product histone H4. Gene Ontology annotation, molecular function: protein heterodimerization activity; DNA binding; structural constituent of chromatin. Gene Ontology annotation, biological process: nucleosome assembly. Gene Ontology annotation, cellular component: nucleosome. Lineage: Eukaryota; Metazoa; Chordata; Actinopteri; Anabantiformes; Osphronemidae. The coding region runs from base 36 to 347 and encodes 103 amino acids. The transcript has a single exon. The record is from RefSeq and is a predicted model, not a curated record.